Messenger RNA from Linderina pennispora, 710 nucleotides. RefSeq lists its product as uncharacterized. The transcript has 3 exons. NCBI's taxonomy places the organism in Eukaryota, Fungi, Kickxellomycota, Kickxellomycetes, Kickxellales, Kickxellaceae. The record is from RefSeq and is a predicted model, not a curated record. The annotation marks the transcript as partial.
CUUUUUUUGUCCCAGCAAGCACCUAUGCAAUAUUCUCUUCUGUUUCAUAUCUCCUAGUCAACCCUCCCCCAGAUCCAAGCAUGUCCAGUAUCUUCCGCCGUCCGCAGGCUCCCUCCCGACAGCUUCUGACCUGGGAGGAGCGUGCACACGCGGCAUUGGCAGCCGCACGCGAAGUGGAGGAGCUCUCGGGCGAGUCCGCACACCAGGCGGCCAAACUCCAGACGCGCGAGGAACCCUGCACAGUGACCCAGGCGAAUAUGAACCUGCGCACGGCAUCCCUGCACCUCUCGUCGGUGGUUCUGGAGACGCCCGAAAAGGUGGAUUCGGUGACGAGCUCGCCAUACUUUUCUCUAUCGUUUGUUGUGGACGCGCUGGUGCCGCUGACGAUAAACUGCUACUGGCUUGCGACCGAGGAGUGGGGGAAUGGGCCGUGCCCGAGGUUUGUAUCGCGCACUGACCACCACAGGAGCUACCAGAUGGAGGCGGGGCUCGACCAGAUGUUCUCCCUGCCGCGUGCCGACUGGCUGCACCCGAGUGAGGACCCGUACAAGACACUGGCGUCGUCCGACUGGCAGGCCCGCAACGCCGCCCUUCAAGGCAACCAACGGGUCGUGCGAUCGAAACUGCAAGCGAUGGGCGGCAGCGAGAUCCAGGAGAUUGCUGAUGGCGACGCACAAAAGGCGCCUGCAUAUGGCCUGGUGGUCGAGCUU